This is a messenger RNA of Bolinopsis microptera, 4912 nucleotides long. RefSeq lists its product as uncharacterized. Bases 54 to 4697 code for a protein of 1547 amino acids. The record is from RefSeq and is a predicted model, not a curated record. The transcript is spliced from 26 exons. Lineage: Eukaryota; Metazoa; Ctenophora; Tentaculata; Lobata; Bolinopsidae. Gene Ontology annotation, cellular component: extracellular region. Gene Ontology annotation, molecular function: protein binding. Gene Ontology annotation, biological process: proteolysis.
UGAAGCAGGAUCACCGAAGUACAAUUCUUCAUUUUGCAAGCAAAGAUCCCCUUAUGGUAGGGGUCAUAUCACCUGACUCACUAAAUCUCAUACCUCACACUGAAGCCAUUGCAAUCGCCAACAAGCUUUAUCAAUGUAGUGCUUUAGCAGGGGCCGGUGACCGAGACGGAGAACAGGAUGAAGAACAAGAUGAUGAAGCCUCGGAAUCUUCUUCAGCAGAAAUCUCCGAUAGAACUGGUCCAUGUGGACAAUGGGAGUGGAGUACUUGGAGCCCUUGCCCAGGAUAUUGUAUCAAGGAAGGGGAUGUUAAAAACGUCCGAACUAGAAUGAAGAUUUACACAGGUGAUCAGGGAAAGGAUGAGUGUGGAACAGAGAAGGAUCCAGAGGAAUGUGGGAACAUUCCUUGCCCUGGUGAUGAGAAGGAAUGCUACAGUGAGUGGGGGCAGUGGACAAUAUGUUCCAGAGAAUGUGGAGAAGGCGAGGAGCACAGGACCAGGGAUGCUGAAAAAGAGAGGGAUUCCAGCGGAGUGGAAUGUUAUGAUUCCCAGGAUUACAUUUAUCAGAGUAGACCUUGUUAUAACAGACCAUGCAAAGUUGACUGUGAAGUUGGAGAGUGGACGACCUGGGAGAAAUGCUCCAAAGAUUGUGGUACAGGCAGUACACGGAGACUAAGACAGAUCGCUACAUCUCCUGCCAACGGAGGAGAGGAAUGUCAGGAUCUGUACGAGAUAAAGGAAUGUCAGGUGCAGGAAUGUCCGGAUCCUAGAACAUGUGAUCUGUCCGAGUGGACUGAGUGGUCUGCUUGUUCGUCAGAAUGUGAUGGAGGUACUUCUUACAGGUUCAGAACAAUACUCCGUCGUCCGACCGACCCCAUCGCAAAGUGCCCUGUCACCGAAGAUUCUAGAGCUUGUAACACUCAAUCAUGUGACGCAGCAGAUCAUGAAGAGCCUGAUGUAGUGGAUUGUGAAGUGACAACUUGGGCUCCCUGGUCAGCGUGCAGUAAGACUUGUGGCAGUGGAAUCAUGCACCGAUUUAGGGUGAUUGUUAGGAAACCUAAAAAUGGUGGUCAGCCGUGUGGAAACUUGGAGGAGAAUAAACCUUGCGAUGCAGGCUUCUGUUAUGGAUCCUGUGGCUUAACAAAAUGGACAGAGUGGUCAGGCUGCUCUAAAGUUUGUGGCGAAGGAUCUAGAAGCAGAUACCGGUACAUUAGACAUGCAGAUGAUAUUGAUAUUUGUCCUUCUCUCACUGAGAUUCAGCCAUGUUUUGUUCAGGAAGUGUGCCCUAAAAAACCCACCAAGGAUAAGAGCUUUGAAACUACUGAGGAAAUAGACUGUGAGCUAAGUAACUGGUCGGUAUGGACGGUAUGUACAGUAUCAUGCGGUGUAGGAGGAACACAGCAGAGGUUCCGAGAGAUGGUCAUGUCUCCCAGCGGAGGUGGGAGACAGUGCAGACACUUAGCUGAAGAGAGGUUCGGGUGUAACGAGCAUAUCACUUGUAAAGACCAGACAGGAAUAUGCGAGGUAUCAAACUGGACGGCUUGGUCAGAAUGCUCGGUAACCUGUGGCGAGGGACUCCAGCUCCGGUCCCGUUCCAUCACCCAGCGUACUGAUGACGCUCCCUGUCCCACUCUUGAGGACGAGCGGUAUUGUAACAAGAAGUCCUGUGCUAUUAUUGAUGAGCACAAGAAAUGUAAGAUGUCUCAGUGGUCACCAUGGACUGCUUGUGAUGUGGAGUGUGGUACUGGUAUUCAUAUUCGAACACGGUAUGUGAAGGAGGGUUUCACCGAGGAAUGUCCACAGAAGCAGCAAACUAAGAUAUGCAAGAGGAAACCUUGUUCAAACGACAAAUCGGAGAGAUCAGAGUACGAAAGUCAGAUGAUUUAUUCAGAGCAAGCAGAUCUCUGCAUGAGGAUGAUCACAGAAAAAAGCGGCGAAAUUCUACCAAUCUUUGUCGAAUGUGACAUCAACGAUCAAGAGCAACAGUGGAUCUGGACUGAAAAUGGGAAACUUUAUAAACUGUCAAAUGAACUUUGCUUGGAUUACCAUCCAGAGUCGACUGAUGUCGACAAGUUCGAUCACAAGAACUUCCAAUAUUCGACUUGCUCGACCACCAAUUCAGAGUUUCAAUGUUCGGGAAAUAGAAUAUUGGUGAAGAAUUCCUUCGGCACAGGAUGUCUAUCCUAUCUGAGAGUCAAGAAAGGCAACGUUGACGUAACAGUUGUCGGGAUCGAGAAAUGUGGUGGCACCGGACGUCAGACACUGGUAAGCUAUGAUAGCCGAGAGCCCAUUUGUUACAACCCCUCCCUUCUUCCUACCCAAUCUCCUGAGCCAGAAGAGGGUUGUGUUUGGAUUCGUGGUCCUAUAAUUGAGUGCCCAGAUAAGAACCUGCUCCGUGGAAUCCAGACAAUAGAUGACACGUUGGUGGGUGAGUGUUGCGAGGACGUGACCGUCUCCCACCGCUGUGAGGUUCAAACGGUUAAGAGGUCUGGAGAUAACUGUGUGAACGGUGUGGUUACUGGCCUGACUUUUAUCAACAAUCAACAGAGACACGUUAGGUGUUGUGAGAGGGACCACAAGCUAGGGAAGUGUUUCCCGAACACGGACAGAGCAAUACAACCAAUGAGGUGUAAUGCUAACACUGUUAUGAAGAGAUUGAGGGUUACUUGUAAAGCGGGCUGUAAGGCUGAAAUGACAUGUUGCAACACGGAUAAUAUAAACGGACACGGAGGAACAAUGGUCGUACCCAACGACUGCAUUAUAACCCAACAACAGAGUGGGCGAAAAGGAACCUCAAACAUUGUCUGUCCAAGAUCAGACAGUAAGAUAGUUAUGCUACAAGGAGGUUACAUACAAGUGGACGGUAAGGUGGGUGUAUGUUGUGAGAAGAGAGGACAGACCCUUGGGUACCAGAUGAGAGAUGCUGGUGAAGGUUGUGAGCCUAACCAGGUUCUUACUGGUCUUCACUUUGAUGCUAGCAACACUAUAAAGCAACUUGAUUGUGCAGAAGUGAACAUAGCCUUCAAAGACUGCUAUACUAACAAGAUCGCACCAAAUAGCCGACAUAUUGGGUGCCCUAUUGGAGAGUUUGUUACCGACUUGUCUAACACUUGUGAGGAUCCACCAUGUCCCUAUUCUGCUACUUGCUGCAAAAAGGACAAGGAAAUGUCUGAGGAGUAUACGGAAACGGUCCUUCCCGUUGGUGAAGAUUGUAAAGUUCUUAAUGCUGUGUUCUACGGUUCAAAGAGGCUGCACUACGCUAGUUGCAGAAGGAACAAUGUUGAAAACAACUUUAUAAACGGACUGGAAAUAAUGUCCGGAGAUAUCCGGUAUGUUUGCUGUAAGGCACCAAAAUCUUUCUCCGGCUGUUCAACUAUCAAAGCUGAAAAGUUGACGUUGGAAUGUUCGGAGGGAAAGGUCCUAUCUUCUGUUGGGCUCAUUGGAAAGAACUUCUACUCUGGGCAAUGCUGUGAUUUCAACAAACGUAGCGUUGUAGACGAGUGUAUCUGGUACGACGGUAAAACUCUAUCUUGCCCUGAUGACAAAGCUUUCACUGGUGUCAAGACUAUCUGUGGGGUGAAGGACUGCAAGAUUGCUGUAAAAUGUUGUCAGAUAUCCCGGAAGAAGGAUGUAAUAUCAAGGAUAACGGAUAAGAUAGAUGACAUUAUCGAUGAUUACUCCAAAACGGAUAUUAAAAGUGAGGAUGAUGAGGGAUGUGUUAUCUUUUCCAUUGUAGAUUUAAAACAAGGAGACGGAGAUGACGAAAUCGAAUGUAUUGGAAAGUACAACAUGUUAAGAGCGUACACUGAACAAGGACUACAGUGCUGCAAGACUAGGUACAAGACCAGUUUCUGUAGAAUUCAACCCAUACAAAAGGAAUGUCCUUAUGGAGGGAUUAUGACGGGUCUCCGGAUGAACGAAGAUGGAGUGGUCAAGGAAAUGGUUUGUUGUGAGAUUGACGCUGAACGAGCAUAUUGUGAGUUGUCAGAGUCUUGCAGUAAAGCCCAAAUUAUGGGAGGUAUUGCUGAAGCAAGUGGAAAAAUGUUUGAUAACUGCUGCUAUCUUACAGAUAAGAUAGAAGGUGACUGCAUAUCAAAAUACGCCGAUUACCCUGGUGGUUUUAUUAGCAUGACUCUGGAUCUAAGCUCAGUAAAAGACUGCAGUCGACUGUGCACUGACACAAAAGGGUGUAUAGCGUUUGUUUUGUCUCCUGUUUCCAGGACUUGUACUCUUAAAGACGACACUCACCAAGAUAUUUCUUAUGAAACCAGUACCGCUGUGAAGGGUGGUAUAGCUGGUCUAGUUAAUUGUCGUGAUCGUGAUAGAGAGGAUGCUGUCGAUGGAUUUGACGAAAACUGCAUAGAAACAAAGAUUGACUAUCCUGGCGGAGAUUUAAGAACAAGUCGGAAAUUGAGCUUGGUUCACUGUAUUGAAGCAUGCUUCGACACGCCACGCUGUUUAAGAGUUGUGUACUUGAAAAAGGAUUUGACCUGUACACUUAAGAGGAAAGGUUGGGAAAAAAGAACCAAGUGGAGUGAAAAUGCUAUAUCAGGUUCGCUGUCUGUUUCAAUGGCCUGUGCCCAGGAAUCUCUUGAAGAACCUCCCAUUGAAUCUCCAGAGGAGUUUAAUGAAGAUCUAAAGGGAAGUCACACUGCGUUCAAAAGGAUUUGGAUUACCCAGGCGGUUUUAUUAAGAAAAUGAGUGCAUCUUCUCUUUCUGAAUGCGUAAAGAUGUGUUCAGAGGAAGAAGGUUGCACACUUGUCAUAGCUUUGCCAAAGUCUAAGCUUUGUAUCUUCAAAAAUAGUGACCACCAAGAGGCUACCGACAGCACACGAUUUGCACGACAAGGGUCUAUCGCUGUUUCAAUGGAAUGUCGAAAUCAUAAAAAGCCAAAGAGAAAAGAUGAUGUUGAAGAC